GUGAGCCUGCGAGUUUUCUUGUAGCGGCGCUUUUGAUUGAACGAAUUAAAACGUAACUUAUUGAUACUAUAUUAAAGUUCGCCUCCUUUAUCGAUACCAAGGACUGUCUGCAUGGUAAGGAGUCGUGCGGACAGUGCCGGUGACCUGAACAUGUGCAGCAGUUAUCCCACGCCGCUCUACUCUCAUGCGGGACGCGGGGACUUCCGGGACGUGUACGAGCCCGCGGAGGACUCGUUCCUGCUGCUGGACGCACUGGAGAAAGAUGCAGAGACGCUGCAGCGCCUUGGUCCGUGUGUGUGCUUGGAGGUGGGCAGUGGUUCCGGGGUCGUGUCUGCGUUUCUGGCAUCAGUGGUCGGGCCGUCGGCUGUCUAUUUCUGCACUGACGUGAAUCCUGCAGCAGCUCUCUGCACAGCAAAGACGGCGUCAUGUAACAGCGUGGCGCUGCAGCCCGUCCUCACAGACCUGGUGGAGGGUCUUGUGCCUGGGCUGUGCGGGAAGGUGGAUGUCCUCCUCUUCAACCCCCCCUAUGUGGUCACACCGUCGGAAGAGGUCUGCAGCAGAGGGAUAGAAGCCGCCUGGGCCGGAGGGGAGCGAGGCAGAGAGGUGACGGACCGCUUUCUUCCCAUGGUUCCACAGCUGCUGUCCAGUGAAGGCCUGUUUUACCUGAUAACCAUCGCUGAGAAUGAUCCAGAGGAGAUCAUCCGGUUCCUGGGCCAGAGAGGACUGAAGGGCGAGUCCUUCGUGUCUACAAGAGCUGCAAAUGAAAGGUUGUCAGUCCUGCGCUUCCACCGGUGAACCAGGAUGGAGCACAGGCACGGCCUCUUGGACAACGAUGGCUCCUGCAUCCACCUCCUCCUGAUGGGACACACCAGUUAAAUCAAGACUCCCCCACCACCACCCACACACCCUCAGCUCUGACUUACGGCUACGAAGUGGACGGUGCAGCCCGUGACCCUCACGCCCGCCUGCAGCGCCUGCUUCUGGGCGUUGACCCCCUUGAACGACGGCAGCAGUGACGGGUGGAUGUUCAGUAGUUUACCUAGACAGACACGAAGAUCAAUUAAAAUGGGACUCCUGCCGGUCUAAUAUGCAGUUAAACAGUUUCCUACCAUUCCAUUUCUUGACAAACGAUCCCGUGAGGAUCCUCAUGAAUCCAGCCAGGCAGACCAGGUCCACUCCAAACUCCUCCAGCACGUGGUCAAUGGUGGAGUCGAACUCUGCACGGCUGCCGUACAGCUUGUGGUCCACCACCUGGUAGGAGACAUGGAUGAGGAUUCCUCUCUACAGUUGGACCGUCUUCAUUCCAGGACUUACCCGAGUCUGGAUUCCUGCCAGCGACGCUCUCUUGAGGCCGAGAACCCCGGGUCUGUUGGAGAUGACCACCACGAUCUCUGCGGCGCUGGAGGGACGCUUGGCCUGCUCCAUGAGGGCCUGCAGGCUGCUUGUGCACCAGGGAACCCACGAUCCAGGCCUCUUCCUGGGCCUGCAGCUGUCUCAGGACCCUCUGAGCGUCCGGGGGGGCCACCACCAGCACUGCUCCCAGGCCACAGUUGAAGGUGCGGGCCAUCUCCUCCUCACUCAGACCCCCCUCCCUGUGGAGCCAGGAGAACACGGCAGGGAUGCUCCAGCGGGAAGCAUCUGAGGAUAAACGACAACGUUUGUGAGAAACGCUGCGGACUGAAAACAACCCCAAGAAACUGAACAUGUGUGUAGUUCCAUCUCACCUAAAUCCACGGCCAGCUGCGGCGGCAGCACCCGGGGGAUGUUCUCCAGGAGCCCCCCACCCGUGAUGUGAGCGUAGGCCUUGACAGCACCGCUGCGCAGGAUCGGCAGCAGGAGACGACUGUAGAUCUUUGUAGGAGUCAGCAACACCUCCCCUGCAGGAGAAGUUAGUGUUCAGAUCGCUGAUUUUAUUUGUGUAGAAUUAAAAAAACAAAAAACAAAACAGUUAUCUGCCAUGUCAGAUUGGCAUUAUUCAACACUACCAGAGAAAGUUUGCAUCAUUUUACUAGUACAGGCCUGCAAAAAAGAUCUUUCCAAUCUUAAAACGGAUCUUUCAAAGAAAAUCAUCCCUCAUGGGGAAACAAUCAAAACGGUGAGCAAGUGUUGACGGGUUAAUCGGCUGCAAGAACAAAAAAUAAAUCUGGAAUGGCAAUUCAAAAGUUUAGUUGCUUAAUUGUUCUUUGCAGUGACUUUUUUUUUUAUUAAAUCAAAAGAGCUUAUCAACUAAGAUGAGAGGAGAUCUUGAA
This is a messenger RNA of Cololabis saira (Pacific saury), 2249 nucleotides long. RefSeq names its product N-6 adenine-specific DNA methyltransferase 1 (gene hemk2). Gene Ontology annotation, molecular function: nucleic acid binding; protein methyltransferase activity; S-adenosylmethionine-dependent methyltransferase activity. The record is from RefSeq and is a predicted model, not a curated record. Lineage: Eukaryota; Metazoa; Chordata; Actinopteri; Beloniformes; Belonidae. Gene Ontology annotation, biological process: methylation. The transcript has 8 exons. Gene Ontology annotation, cellular component: eRF1 methyltransferase complex. The coding region runs from base 112 to 795 and encodes 227 amino acids.